Messenger RNA from Blepharisma stoltei, 2637 nucleotides. The record is from the annotation of a GenBank genome assembly. Lineage: Eukaryota; Ciliophora; Heterotrichea; Heterotrichida; Blepharismidae.
AUGCCAAGUCAAGAACAGCUUUAUAUGCAUAAUGAGAGGGAAAUAUUGCGCAAUGAAAUGCUGUCAGCUGACAUAAAGAUGUUAAGGUCCCUAUCAUUGUGCUUUGCACUUGUAGUGAACUUCAUGGUCAUUUUAUCAAUUUGUUUAGACUUUGAGAUUUUUCCCAAUAUAAGCUUUUUGUCCACUUCUAUUUAUCAAAAUUGAGAUUUUCAAAAGGAGCAAAUCGCUUAUUUCAUUUAUUGGAUUGGGAAAAUAAAUAUUUGGUGCUGCAUUUCAAUUCUUUUAAUGUUUUUGAUUCUAAGGUGUCCUUCCAUGAUCAUUACAUUUUGGCAAAGAGCUCAAUCUUCCCAAAGAGGCACUUCAGGCUCAGUGAUAUGUAUAAGUUUUUUACAUCAAUUAUGUAUCACUAUAAUGUAUAUUGUCAGGAUAACCGAAUUUUGGCAUUGCAUUGGCUAUUUAACAAUAUGAUGGCUUGGGUUUACUUUCAAUCAUUUUUUCUAUCCCAUUUUAGUUUUAGAUAUAUGCUUUGUGCAUCAAAAAACAAUAAAAAUUAUUAUCGCUCUCAGAAAGUUCUUGACUUUCUUAUUUACAUUCUCGUUUAUUUUUAUACAACUAUUUGAGAUAUUUGUGAUUUCAAGCAAUAAGUUCGAUUUUCAGGGAUUUUGUAUUUAUUUUAGUAUUUUGACUAGAGGAUCUCUCAUUAUCCUUUUCGAGCUAUGUACUGUUAUAGUGGUAUUUAUCUCUAUCAAACAUGGCUGUGCAACUAUUCUUAGAAAAUGGUGCGAACGGAACCCGGAGCAUUCAAUUUUUCAAAGAAUAUGAAGAUGCAUUGUUAAGAGCACAUCAAUUUUCAGAAUUUUUGAUAUGUGGCAAUCUGCAGGCUGCCUAACAGUUAUAAUGCUUGGUAUAAACGCGCAUCCAGUAUAUUUCAAUUUAUUUGUCUUACUUGCUCUUUACACUUACUUUUUUCAAAAUGUUGAAACCAUAAUCAUUAGAUUAGUAAAUGUCUGGCUUGCUAAGGCUAUAGUUUGUUUAGUCAUAAUUUAUUCAGUUACAAACAUCAGCUCUUGGAUUUACAGUGAUGAAUUUUCAAAUGAAUGUAAAAGCCUAUAUCUAUGCACUUUUGGAAUUUUUAAUGCAAUUUUCAAAAGAAAUGAUUUCAUUAUAAAUCAUUAUUUUCAAGCAUCCCAAUGGGUAAGCAGCAAAAUAUUUUUUAUUCCAUCUGCAUCAUGCUUUAAAAACAAAAUAACUGAGAACUUCACAGUAAAUAAGACUGAGGGUCAAAAUUUAACUUCAGUCGAAAUAUCAACUAAUUUUUUAUAUGACUAUUUGGAAUUAAAGGAUAUAGAACAAGAAAUUCCAUGCAUGAUUUCAUUAAAAGGCAUGAAUCAAAAAGUUGUAGAUGUCAAAAUUGAUAGACAAAAACUUGACAUCAUUUGUAUUGUUGAUAAUAGUGGAAGUAUGCAUAGUCGGGGGAAAUUUGAUUUAACAAAAAAAACAUUAAAUUUUUUGCUUACUCUUUUGAAUGACUCUGAUAGGCUUAGCAUCGUUGCUUUUAAUUCAACAGCACGUAUAGUGAUUGGGUUAACUGAAGCUAAUGAGGAAGGAAAGAUUAAAAUCGCAAAUAAGAUAAAGCAAAUGACUGCUCACGGCGAUACAAUUAUGCAUUCUGGGCUUGAAAAAGGUUUAUCAAUCGCAAGUGAACAAGAAAUAGUUAGCAGGACUACAGCCAUUUUAAUACUGAGUGAUGGAAAAGAUCCGUCUCUAACAUUAGAGAAUGUAAAGCAAUUUUCUUAUAAAUUUAAAUCAAUGAUAAAAGGGCCAUACUUCAUUCAUACAUUUGGCUAUGGGACAGAUCAUGACUCAAAAAUGAUGCAAGAAAUUUCUAGCCUCAAUAAUGGCAAUUUCUAUUAUAUAGAAAAGCCUGAAGAUAUAGCAGAAGCAUUUGCAACUUGCUUAGGUGAUUUGGCUACAUCAACUUUUGAAGCACUUGAAGUUGAAUUAAUUCCUCAACCAUGCAGCGUACCUUUUAGCAUUUCAAAGGUAUACUCAGAAAAUGGAAAAAACCAGUAUAAAGUGCCUCUUCUUUUAACUGAUGACAGCAAAGACUUGGUUUUUGUGCUAAAUUUCCCACCAUAUACUGGGGAAAGGAAAAGUAAUGAAAUUAUAAGACCCAUCAAGGUAAGUAUAAAUAAAUCAGGUGAAAAUAAAACUACUGAAAUUGAUUUAAACAUUUUAGUAACAAGCGAAGGCAAUGGAAAUAAAAAGAAUGAAGCUAAUGGAGAUGUUUUGGCGAAUUAUUAUAGAUGCAAAGGUGCAGAAAUCCUUCGCAAUGUUAUAAACCUUGCUGAUAAUCGUUAUUAUAAAGAAGCUAGCAGAGUUGCGCGCAAAGCUGCAGAAGAGUUUAGGGCUUUGUGAAUAAAAGAUCAUGUAAUUGUUCAAGCUUUGAUACACGAUCUUGAAGAUGCUUCAAAAAGAGCUUCUUCGAAGAAUAAUUGGGAUAAAGGUGGAAGAGCUCAAGUUGUUUCAGUUCAGGCUAGCCAUUUUUAUCAGAAAGCUUCAAAUAAUGUGCAGAUUUAUAAAAAUAGCUAUCAAGAUGCUUAUUCUGAUAAAGCUGCUGACUAUUUCGGAUCUUAA